AUGGAGGCCAAUUGCGCGCGUCUCGCAUCGGCGCCCAAGCCCGUGCUUCUGUUGUUUGCGCCGCCGCGCAAGCAGCGACUGGUGCGCGCCGCGUCGCUUCUCGACGGUGCCUCCGCCCGCCUUCACCGCAGCUUUGCGAGGGCGCUCUGCACGCCGCGCGCGUCCGAGUACGAGGUGCUCUGGUCGGCGCCACCGCUCGGGCUCGUCUUGCACUACAAGCCGCCAUCGCGGACCAAGACGCCGUGCAUUAAGCGCGUCAAGCCGCACUGCGCGCUCGCGCUGCCGAAUUCGGCGGACGGCCAUUUGCUCGUGGCCGUCAACAACAUUGCGACAUCUGGGCUCGCGUCGUCGGACCUCACGCGCCUCCUCCACAGCGCCGGGUUUCCGAUCGUGCUCCGGUUUCGAAGCGAAUCGGAGACGUCGGCGCCGCCGUCCAACCGCAUCUCGGACAGCGACGCCGCCAGCUCCAUCUUGGAACUCGAUGCGACGCACCGCAUCGUGUGGCGGGACGGCGACCUCGGCCUCACGUUCGCACCGAACGCAGCGGGGCCGGUUGUCAAGCGCGUCGGCGCUUGCUCGCAGCGCGUCCGCGUCGGCGACGUGCUCUUGCACAUCAACUCGAAGCCCGUCCCGAUGGACGAGCCGUUCAGCGACACGAUGGCGCGGCUCGUCGCGAUGCCCAAGCCCAUCGUCUUGGGCUUUACGCACGCCAUGGCCGACGAACGCGGCUCCAGCGAGUCGCUUUGA
This is a messenger RNA of Saprolegnia parasitica CBS 223.65, 747 nucleotides long. RefSeq lists its product as hypothetical. The transcript has a single exon. NCBI's taxonomy places the organism in Eukaryota, Oomycota, Saprolegniomycetes, Saprolegniales, Saprolegniaceae. The record is from RefSeq and is a predicted model, not a curated record. Bases 1 to 747 code for a protein of 248 amino acids.